Molecule: messenger RNA, 1637 nt
Organism: Fomitiporia mediterranea MF3/22
Lineage: Eukaryota; Fungi; Basidiomycota; Agaricomycetes; Hymenochaetales; Hymenochaetaceae
Product: Phosphomevalonate kinase
Exons: 6
Coding region: 1-1506 (501 amino acids)
Biological process (GO): isopentenyl diphosphate biosynthetic process, mevalonate pathway; ergosterol biosynthetic process
Cellular component (GO): peroxisome
Molecular function (GO): phosphomevalonate kinase activity
Source: RefSeq, a predicted model, not a curated record
AUGAGCACUGCACAAGACAAGCCUGAUGAGCCAACUGUCGUGUCUGCCCCGGGCAAGGUGCUUCUUUCUGGAGGCUACCUCGUAAUGGACCAAAAGUACUCUGGGUUGGUUGUCUCUACAUCUUCGCGCUUUUAUACUGUGAUAAGCACGGCGCGGCACCGUAAAGAAGGGAUCGUGACUGUGAGGUCGCCGCAGUUUAAAGAGACGGUCUGGGAAUACCACGUACGAUAUGACGAUAUUGCACGUGUCCGUCCGUCUGAGGAAACCCCGGGAAAUACUAAUCUCGUGAUAACUCCACUUAGCUUCUGUCUUCAACUCGCCGGUGAACUGAAGGGAUUAAAUCAUGUUAAGAAUGCCAUGGCACAUGGUCUUGAAAUUACUAUUGUCGGUGAAAAUGAUUUCUACUCACAGCGAGCAAAGCUCGCGGAACAUGGCCUGGAGCCACGCAUGUCCUCUUUAGCGCAAAUCCCUCCCUUUGCACAUACAGGUGUCCCGCUCUUUCAGGCUCACAAUACGGGACUCAGGUCAUCUGCAGCGCUCACGACAUCGCUUGUCGCUGCACUACUCCUUCAUCUCGAAGUUGUACCGGUAGUCUCCGGAGAUGAUGUCAGCGUGCAUAUACUGCACGCAGCAUCCCAAGUUGUUCACUCUGUAGCACAAAUGGAGUACGAAAGUGGAUUUAACGUUGCAGCUGCAGUAUUUGGAAGCCAUAAAUAUACACGCUUCAAUCUGGAAUGUUUAUCACCUUUUGCGCACGUGGGAGACACACCCCUGAGAGAUAGUUCCGAUCUUACGGUCGCUGGUGUACUAAAUAAGGCUUGGGACCAUAAAGUCGAGCCAUUCAAGCUUCCGCCUGGAAUUCGACUUAUGUUAGCGGAUGUCGACGCUGGGAGCAAGCCGCGUUGUCUAGCUAUGGAUGCUUGGGAAGUACUGAUGUGGCAACAAGAUUCAGAACCUGAAGUAGCCGCGCUCCGGGACGUACUCGCUGCAUCCAAUGAAGCAUUUGCAGCCGCGCUGCUGCACCUCUCUGAGCUGCAAUCAAAAUACGAAGAACGAUACAACCGAGCACUCGCCCAACUGACGCACCUUCCGGCUUCUCAAUGGCGUUCCACAGACGCAUCCGACAUCAUCAUCCAAACGUUCAUCAGUGUCCAUGAACUUGCUGAAGACAUCCGAGUAAAGAUGCGAGACAUGUGUACGCGAGCGUUUGUAUCUACUGAGCCACCGGAACAGAAGGCACUUCUCGAUUCUUGCAUCGCACAAGAAGGUGUCAUCGCCGGCGGAGGUGGAUAUGACGCAUUUUGGCUCCUCGUAUUCGAUCCACGCACCAAGGAUAUUACAGAUGCCGCGAACACGCCUCAAAGCCGUGUGGAACGUGUAUGGGCAGAGUGGAAGGACCUAGAUGUCUCUCCACUCUGCGCUACGGAGUCGUCUGGAGAGGGUCUGCGUCGCGAACGCGUAGAUUCUGUUCCCGGAUUAGCUGAAGUACUAGAACGUGCUGCGUAACGCAUAGCGAGUUGCGCUCUCGGAAGAAGGGACUUAUCACAAAUUUUAGCGACGUGUGCUACCAUUAGUUAUCAUCCUGAGCUAGUAGCUACGUAUUUUUGGUUUGUGUUCAGAAUAACAAAGAAUUAGAU